CUGAAGCUCGCCUUUAAUGUCACAACUGCUACUUGUAUGUGCAGACGCAGCCAGUCUCUUCCUCAUGACGCCACCGAGGCUGGGCUCAAAGGGCUUCGAUCAUAACAUGUAACACGCCCACCCUGGAUGAACACUUGGAAGGACGACAAGGCAGUGUUAAGAGGACAAAUGACAACCAGGAUCCCUGCACCUGCCAGCCAGUCUCUGAUUUGACUUCAUCCAUGCUCGCAGACAGGAGCAGCUCUUGUCAAGACGCGGGACGGCAUCCAAGCAUCUCGCAGCGGAUCACCUGGGUUUUUUUUUAAUUCUGUUUUUUUUAAUUAUUUUAAAUUGACCCUAAAUACCAGGAAGGGUGUGUGUCUUUCGGACCAUAUCAAUCUCUCUAGUUACUUUUUUCAGUUAGGACUCAUUUGACAUCUCACUUAAUGUUAUACAAGGAAGCAGGUUUGGAGAAGAAUAUCGGUGCGUUAAAUAGGACCCACUCCCCCCCCCGUUAGGCUACCUCUUCUCACGAUUUAUGAAGUCGUCCGUCUUCCUGAUACUGUAUCCUACUUAACGCAAUGAAUGAAGACCACUCUGUGAGCCGCUGCCAGUGAAGUGUCCAGUGCUCACAAUGUGCCGGUCUGUUCACCUGCCUGAGACUGAAGAAAUCGGACUGCUGUAAAAAACAAAAAACAAAACGGAGCACAUUAUGGAGUUCUUGACAUAGGCUGACACGCUUUAAAUGUGCAAUGACCGUAGUAAAUCUUCCAACUAAGACCGCUGCUUUGUCAACACUGUUGGACAUCGUUGUCGGUGCCUGAGGUGCGCUGCGCUUAAAGCUGACUUUGUGUACAGAAAAUAUGAUAAAGAUGAUAUUGUUUCGUAAAUUCAGAGUGUUGAUACUCAUGGUAUUUCUAGUAGCGUGCACUAUGCAUAUCAUGAUAGACUUGUUACCAAAACUAGAGAAGCGGGCGGACAGCGGGGACGGCGGCUGUCAGUGCGCUCACCACCCGGGCAGGGAGUCGCAGGGCUGGGGGAAGCAGCGCGCCAGGUCUGCGGCUGAAGCGGGCUGGCCUAACAAACAUACGCUGAGAAUCCUGCAGGAUUUCAGCAACGAGCCGAGCUCCAACCUCACUUCCCAUUCUCUGGAAAAAAUCACUGUAGCCGGGGACAGAGCGGAGUCCUUCAAGCGGAUGAGACCGUCGGCGAACAAGGCAGAGGACCACAAGCCGCUCAUUGGGGACGCAAGUGGGGCUCGGACUGUCCCUGCCCACGGUGUCUCCCGACUGGCUGCUCUGUUUGAGCAUCCCUUAUACAAGGUUGACCUUCCUCCCCUCGUGGACGAUGACACUUUGUUUAAUGUCAACACUGACAUCAGGUUUUAUCCCAGAUCAACGACGAACCAAGGAUGGCACAAUGUGGACGGGAAUGAAGAGGAGGAGGAGUUCUCUCCAACAGGAGAGGCGACGGCAGAGUCUUACCCCAACUGGUUACGUUUCCACAUUGGGAUCAAUCGCUACGAGCUGUACUCCAGACACAGCCCUGUGCUGGAUGCCCUGCUGAAGGACCUGGUCACACAGAAAAUCACCAGUGUGGCCAUGAAAUCAGGAGGCACCCAGCUGAAGUUGAUCCUGACUUUCCAGAACUAUGGACAAGCACUGUUCAAGCCCAUGAAGCAGACCCGGGAGCAGGAAACCCCUCCAGACUUCUUCUACUUCUCUGACUUUGAGAGGCACAAUGCUGAGGUUGCUGCUUUUCACUUGGACAGGAUCCUUGACUUCAGAAGAGUGCCUCCAGUGGCAGGACGACUUGUCAACAUGACAAGGGAAAUCAGAGAUGUGACACGUGAUAAGAAGCUGUGGAGGACCUUCUUCAUCUCACCAGCCAAUAACGUCUGCUUCUAUGGUGAAUGCUCUUACUACUGCUCCACUGAGCAUGCUCUGUGUGGAAAACCAGACCAGAUUGAAGGCUCACUAGCAGCCUUCCUCCCAGACCUGAACCUGGCCAAACGCAAGACCUGGAGGAACCCCUGGAGACGCUCCUACCACAAACGCAAAAAAGCAGAGUGGGAGGUGGAUCCAGAUUACUGUGAUGAGGUGAAGCAGACGCCACCAUAUGACCAAGGCACUCGACUGCUGGACAUCAUGGACAUGACCAUCUUUGACUUCUUAAUGGGUAACAUGGAUCGCCAUCAUUAUGAAACUUUUGAGAAAUUUGGAAACGACACCUUCAUUAUUCACCUGGACAAUGGAAGAGGGUUUGGAAAACACUCCCAUGAUGAACUGUCCAUCCUGGUGCCUCUCAGCCAGUGCUGCAGGGUGAGAAAGUCCACUUAUCUGCGUCUCCAGCUUCUGGCCAAAGAGGAGUAUCAGCUGAGCUCCCUGAUGGAGGAGUCUCUGCUGCGUGACCGACUGUCCCCCGUCCUCAUCCAGCCUCACCUCCAGGCCAUGGACCGCAGGCUCCGGCUGGUCCUGAAGGUCCUUGCGGGCUGUAUAGAGAAAGAAGGCUAUGUUAAUGUUGUGGAGGAAGAUUUAGCUGGGGACACGGCCACCCACAGGAGCCCAGGCCACAGGUAGUGAGCGCAAAGCUCCAGGGUGACAGGAACCACCCGUGACACAUGGACCACAUCUGUGGCCGUCUCCCCAGCGGGAUUGGACCGAAAAUCCCACUUCUAAAGCUGAAUUCAGUGAAUUCCAAGACUUGCCAUCAUUGCCUCUUUGAAAACUGCUUUUAAGUGUGUUUAUUUCAAAGGAACUGUCAGUUACAAUGAAAGACUGUGCUCACUAAGAGACCUUGUAUUUGUUACAUACAGAUGUAUUUUUGUUUCAUCAAAGGUUGUUUAAGCGAUAAAGGAACCAAUGCUGUGUUCGGAUUCUGUCGUGUUUGUUUUUAAUAUGGAGGUACUAGUUUGCUUUAAAGUAUGUUUUAUUAUAUUAGUACAUAACCAAAAUUUACACUGACUGGGCAGCAAAUGGUCAGACAAUAAGCUUUAUCGGUUAUCGCAAUGUAUGAAAAGGUUCGUGAGUGGAGGUUUCAAGAUCUUUUUCCUUUUGUAAAAACAUGUCAGAAAAGAUCGGUUUCACCUUCUGCAGUGAUCCAUAUAUCAGCAUAAGGAUAAGUUAGGCCUGGCACAAACAACUGACACCAGGAGAAAGAGUUAUAGUCUGUUCUCAUUACUGUCUUUAUAAGCUUCUUUGUCUUGACACAGACCAGCUGAAAAUGUUACUACAAACUUAUGAACAGUAUAAAUCUGAGUGCAAACACAUUUUACACUGCAGUUCAAACAGUACCUUCACUUUUUUUUUUUACUUUCCUAGCAGGUUUAUCUUGCACUACACUAAAUACUAAACUAGUAUUUUCCAAACCAAAACUACUCUAAAGACCGGAGCCCAUACUACCAUCAUUACCUGCAGAACUGAAACGUUUAGUAUUGCCUGCUAUGAGAUAAUUUUACAGUCUAUGAAAUGCAAAGUUACCGUUUGUAUGUUGUUUCCUUUUAUGAGAUUUUGUGUCCUAGUGACUAUUUAUUGGUAUGCUCAUAUAUUUUAGGUUAUGGAUUGGCUUCAUGUAGUUUUAGAAAACAGGAAAGGUUUGCAAUAGGCCCUGCAGUAUUUGGAUACAGUUUAAAUUGGCAUUACUUUGGAUACUAUUUUUAUGUUUAGACAUUAAAACAAAUCUGUUUGAUUUUGAACAUUAAGUUAUUGAAGUGGUGCCAGUGCACGUUUCAUUUUCCUCCUUUGCAUCCUGUGUAUUAGUUAACCCGGUACCUGUGCAAUGACAGAAAUGCAGUACUUGAAUGUUUUGGGGUUGGCAGUACGGACAGGACUCAGAGAGGUACAAACAGUGUAAAGGCUGAGACUCAGGUCUGCUUGGGGGCAUGAUAAAGGGGUUAAAAUGUCUCGUUCCACCACAGGGAUAUCUGAGCACUGUUCUUUGAUUUUCAUAUUCUCAGUGUAAAUAACUAUAUAUACAUCAAAAACCUAACAAGCUGCACUAUACAAUGAUUUGCUUCUGUUUUCUGCUACUACAUUGUUACUGUGAAGAUCUGUUUAUUAAAUGAUUAAAAUGUGCAAUAAAAACAAAAGUGAGGAC
Messenger RNA from Monopterus albus (swamp eel), 4074 nucleotides. It is a transcript of the gene fam20ca, whose product is annotated as FAM20C golgi associated secretory pathway kinase a. Gene Ontology annotation, cellular component: Golgi apparatus. Gene Ontology annotation, biological process: protein phosphorylation; enamel mineralization. Bases 843 to 2558 code for a protein of 571 amino acids. Lineage: Eukaryota; Metazoa; Chordata; Actinopteri; Synbranchiformes; Synbranchidae. The transcript has 10 exons. Gene Ontology annotation, molecular function: protein serine/threonine kinase activity. The record is from RefSeq and is a predicted model, not a curated record.